Molecule: messenger RNA, 322 nt
Organism: Perkinsus marinus ATCC 50983
Lineage: Eukaryota; Perkinsozoa; Perkinsida; Perkinsidae
Exons: 1
Biological process (GO): ubiquitin-dependent protein catabolic process
Molecular function (GO): ubiquitin protein ligase activity
Source: RefSeq, a predicted model, not a curated record
AGAUUGAUGAUGGUGAGAUCGCUGCUUUGCAUCAGGAAUGGAAUGAAUGGUUAAAGAAGGAUUGCGAAGACCUCCAUGGUUCCGACCUCACGGGUGAUGAAGAACCUUGUGCGAUAUGCCUUUUUGACUAUACAUUCGAUGAUGAGAUAGUUAGGCUACCGUGUGGACAUGAAUACCACGCUGAUUGCAUCCAACUCUUGUUUGCUUCAUUCCCCCGCAAUGGCACAUUGUACCACAGAUGUCCCUUGUGUCGGGUGGAAAUCGGCCGAGUCGAGCACAUGUCACAAAGCUCUCAUCAUACUACAGUGGAUGCAUCACCUAU